GGCCCGCCCGCUCUGGGCCCAAUAUCCGGCGGCUGCGGGGUCAAUGAGGCCAUUGAGACUCAUGAAGGUGUUCAUCACACGCAGGAUUCCCCCCGAGGGCAGCGCCGCGCUCGCCCGGGCCGCAGACUGUGAGGUGGAGCAGUGGGAUUCUGAUGAGCCCAUUCCCAGAGAGGACCUGGAACAGAGAAUGGCUGGGGCCCAUGGCCUGCUCUGCCUCCUCUCGGACCGCAUAGACAAGAAGCUCCUGGACGCUGCAGGAGCUAAUCUCAAAGUCAUUAGCACAAUGUCUGUGGGUGUCGACCACUUGGCUCUGGAUGAAAUCAAGAAGCGUGGGAUCCGCGUGGGCUACACUCCGGGUGUCCUGACAGACGCCACGGCCGAGCUCGCCGUCUCCCUGCUGCUUACCACUUGUCGCCGGUUGCCGGAGGCCAUCGCGGAGGUGAAGAACGGUGGCUGGACCUCAUGGAAACCCCUGUGGAUGUGUGGCCACGGCCUCUCACAGAGCACCGUCGGCAUCGUUGGCCUGGGGCGCAUAGGCCAGGCCAUAGCUCGGCGUCUGAAACCAUUUGGUGUCCAGAGAUUUCUAUACACAGGGCGUCAGCCCAGGCCUCAGGAAGCAGCAGAAUUCCAGGCAGAGUUUGUGUCCACCCCCGAGCUGGCUGCCGAGUCCGAUUUCAUCGUUGUGGCCUGCUCCUUAACACCGGCGACCAGGGGGCUGUGCAACAAGGACUUCUUCCAGUGGAUGAAGAAAACAGCUGUGUUUGUCAACAUCAGCAGGGGAGAAGUGGUAGACCAGGAUGACCUGUACCAGGCCCUGGCCAGCGGUCAGAUUGCAGCUGCCGGACUGGACGUGACAACCCCAGAACCACUGCCUACUGACCACCCUCUCCUGACCCUGAAGAACUGUGUGAUCCUGCCCCACAUUGGCAGUGCCACCCACAGGACCCGAAACAUCAUGUCUGUCUUGGCAGCUGACAACCUGUUGGCUGGCCUGCGAGGGGAGCCGAUGCCCAGUGAACUCAAGCUGUAGUCACAUGGGGACUCUGUGGACCAGAAAGCAAGUGGCCCUGGGCUUCUGUCAGACGCGCCCUGGCUUGAUUGGACCCACAGGGUGGGAGCCAGAGGAAAAAGUCUGAUCUGUACCCAUUCUGCAGAGGGAAGACUGGUACUAACAGAUGUGCUGCACUUGCGUGGUUGGAAGCAUCCGAGCCCCAAGUGUGUAAUUCUAUUAAAUAAUUCUCGGAGA
Capra hircus (goat) is the source of this 1246-nucleotide messenger RNA. It is a transcript of the gene GRHPR, whose product is annotated as glyoxylate and hydroxypyruvate reductase. The record is from RefSeq and is a predicted model, not a curated record. Lineage: Eukaryota; Metazoa; Chordata; Mammalia; Artiodactyla; Bovidae. The coding region runs from base 44 to 1030 and encodes 328 amino acids. Gene Ontology annotation, molecular function: NAD binding; hydroxypyruvate reductase (NADH) activity; hydroxypyruvate reductase [NAD(P)H] activity. The transcript has 9 exons. Gene Ontology annotation, cellular component: cytosol.